Molecule: messenger RNA, 200 nt
Organism: Belonocnema kinseyi
Lineage: Eukaryota; Metazoa; Arthropoda; Insecta; Hymenoptera; Cynipidae
Gene: sloth2
Exons: 1
Coding region: 22-195 (57 amino acids)
Biological process (GO): mitochondrial respiratory chain complex III assembly
Source: RefSeq, a predicted model, not a curated record
GAGUCAAAUUAAAGAGCAAGUAUGCCCGCCGGUUUAUCUUACCCAAGGUAUAUUACGUACUUCACUGCGUCAUUGUUAACAGCGUUGGCCGGUGCGCAAACUGUGCACAAAUUCUACAGACCUUUGGAUGAUUUAAAUGAUCUUGUGGAAGAAGAAUUAGCGAGAAGAAAAUACUCAAAUAAACGCAAAGUGUAAAUAAA